AUGAGCUCCUACUUCUCAUCAUUCACUGGAUCCUCCUCCUCGCUCUCCAGUGCCCUGGGCUCGCGGCUCACCAGCCUUCGCCGCGCUAUUACCCUGGGCGACGAAGGAGACGAUCCGGAAAAUGAAGACGGCUCGCACAUCUCCAAUGCCCUCCGAGCAUACUACACAGAAAAGGGACGCCCAUUCCCUUCCUGGUUGCCUCCGGACCCGAAGGCCCCCCAAGCCGCAUCAAACCGUGUCGUGGCAACCUCACAGCUUCCCCAAGGUCAAGGCCCCGCCACCGUAUCCUACAGCCGGGGCGGAGGUCUAGGUGAUCUCUGGGGGGACUCAGGAGCAUCCCAACCAGCAGGCGCACAGACAGCCAGUCUCCGCCGUGGCCGUGUUGGCAACGCUCCCCCACUUCUCCCCAUGAACAGCGCGCCGCCCGGCCCGGUGUCUACGCCUUCACCGCCGCUCCAGCAUGCUCAUUCGCACUCUCCUGGCCCACCGGGGGGUAUGCAUCCGCAAGGAGCACGGCCACUACCUAGUCAGCGACUUGGAUCGAACCAGUCAACCGGGUCCUCGCGCGUGUCGCAAGACCGGGCGGGGUCGGCACAAGAGCGACUGCGGGCACGGCUUCAGGGGGGCCGGUCUCCGAGCCCUCAUGUCGAUCCGAGUGUGAGGAAGCCAGUGGGAUCGUCGGGGAGACAGUGGUGA
Messenger RNA from Penicillium atrosanguineum, 696 nucleotides. RefSeq lists its product as uncharacterized. The transcript has a single exon. The coding region runs from base 1 to 696 and encodes 231 amino acids. NCBI's taxonomy places the organism in Eukaryota, Fungi, Ascomycota, Eurotiomycetes, Eurotiales, Aspergillaceae. The record is from RefSeq and is a predicted model, not a curated record.